UGCCAAACUAUUUUUUUUCUGUUUUUUUCCUUUACAAUUUUAUCCCUCAUUAUUUUGACGCAUUUCUAAUAAUUAUCUGCACUGCACUGCACUAAAAUAAAAUAACAAACAGCAAACAGCUCACAAUGUCAACAAUACACACAGCCGAGUCUGGGCAGACCGUUCUGCUCGUUGCGCGGGCCAGCUCGGAGGCACACAACCUCGACUCACUUCAGAAGCUUCGCGAUGCCCUGCUGGCGCAGGUGGGUAGUGGCGGAAAGGUCGACUUUGAGCAGGUCGAUCGCAUCGAAGAUGGCACUGCAAACCUUACCAGUGCCCAGUACGAUCGGAUCAUUGCAGGCCCGGUCGCGCCACACAUCGUUGAACACAGCAGCAAGGUUCUGGGCAACCUACUUCUGGCGCUCAAGCCCUCUGGAAAACUCGAGCUUAGCGAGCUGAUCCUGGGUGAAUCGGCCAACUUGGAUGCGUCACCGGUCACUCGCUCUCAAAAUGGGCUUGUGCAGCAGCUCAAGUUUGCCGGGUUUGUCGAUGCGGAGGUCGACUGUCGCGAGGAGGUCCCCGAGUCCGUGCUCCAGGAGCUGGCAUCAAACUCCUGGAAGAUCGCCGACCCCAGCUCGUUUGUCUCGCAGGCUGCCGGCCACAUUCUGACAGCCUCAGUAUCGGCGAAAAAGCCGGCGUACAAUGUCGGAGCGGCGAGCGCACUUCUGUCCUUUGGCAAGAAGAGCAUCAACAAGGGCGCGUCCCUGGGUGGCGCCGAAGAGAUGCCCAAGCCGAAGAAAGUGUGGAUGCUCAACGUCGAUUCGGAUGACGAGGCCGAAAUCGAGGACCAGGACGACCUGCUGGAGGAAGAGGAUCUCGUCAAGCCAGAUGCCGCGGCCCUUGCGCGGCCAGAUGGAGAAAAGCCCAAGCGCAAGGCAUGCAAGAACUGCACCUGCGGCCUAGCUGACGGCCUGGAAGUCGAUGAGAGCAUGGGCUGCAAGCCAACACAGGCAGUCAAGAAGGUUGCAAAGCCCGUGGACCUGGUCAAUGUCAAGUCGUCCUGCGGAAACUGCAGCUUGGGUGACGCCUUCCGGUGCUCGUCUUGCCCAUACCUCGGCAUGCCGUCGUUCAAGCCUGGAGAGAAGGUCACUUUGGGCGGAAGCAUGCUCCACGACGACUUUAUGCCAUGAGCCAAGCAACACAAAUAAAAACCACACCACUCACACCCUGUGUCUGUAGUGUCCUUGAUUUUGAUUUUUUCUUUGAAUAUACAAUAUUUUCGGCAUGCUUCAAUUUC
Molecule: messenger RNA, 1276 nt
Organism: Kickxella alabastrina
Lineage: Eukaryota; Fungi; Kickxellomycota; Kickxellomycetes; Kickxellales; Kickxellaceae
Product: cytokine-induced anti-apoptosis inhibitor 1, Fe-S biogenesis-domain-containing protein
Exons: 1
Coding region: 126-1169 (347 amino acids)
Biological process (GO): iron-sulfur cluster assembly
Cellular component (GO): cytoplasm
Molecular function (GO): iron-sulfur cluster binding
Source: RefSeq, a predicted model, not a curated record